AUGUGGCUGGCUCUGGCUCUGCUCUCCGUGCUCCAUGGGAUGGCAGCCGGGGAAUGCUUGUUGAAUUCCCCAUAUCCCAAGAAUCCAGAGGCAAGGAUGAACAUUAGUGAAAUGAUCUCCUUCUGGGGGUACCCCAGCGAGGAGUAUGACGUGGUGACAGAAGAUGGCUACAUCCUUCAGCUGAACAGAAUUCCUCAUGGCAAAGGGAAUUCUGGGUGCCAAGGUGUGAGGCCCGUGGCACUCCUGCAGCAUGGUCUCCUUGCAGAAGGCAGCAUCUGGCUCGCCAACUUGGCCAACAACAGCCUGGGCUUCAUCCUGGCAGAUGCUGGCUACGAUGUCUGGAUAGGAAACAGCAGAGGGAACACCUGGUCCAGGAGGCACCAGGUGCUGACCACCACACAGGAUGAGUUCUGGGCUUUCAGCUUUGAUGAGAUGGCUAAAUAUGAUCUCCCAGCCAUGAUCAGCUUCAUUGAGCAGAAAACAGGACAGAAACAACUCUAUUACAUUGGCCAUUCCCAAGGCACCACCAUAGGUUUUAUAGCUUUUUCCACUAUGCCUGAGCUGGCUCAGAAAAUCAAGGUGUUCAUUGCUCUUUCGCCUGUGACCACGGUGAUAUUUUCUCAGAGCCCAUUUAGAAAACUCUCAGUCUUUUCUGACUCUGGGCUUAAGGAGCUCUUUGGCACGAGGGAGUUCCUGCCCCACACUGCCCUGGGGGAGGUGGUCCUCUCCAGGUUCUGCUCCUGCUCCAAGGUCUGCAAGCACAUCCUGGCUUCAAUUUUCGGGUUCAACUGGAAGAACACAAACAUGAGCCGGUUCGAUGUGUACAUGGGGCACAACCCGGCGGGCUCCUCCGUGCAGAACAUCAUCCACUGGCUGCAGGGAGUCCACGGUGGGGCACUGAGAGCUUUUGAUGGGGGGCACAUGUACAACAGCCUUCACUACAGACAGACCGGGGCCCCGUUCUACGACGUGCAGGACAUGGAGGUGCCCACGGCCAUCUGGAACGCGGGCCGGGACUGCCUGGCCGACCCGCGGGACACGGCGCUGCUGCUGCCCCAGGUCAGGAACCUGGUGCACCACAAGCUCAUCCCCCACUGGAACCACAUGGACUUCGUGCUGGGCCUCGACGCCAACGAGGUUCUGUACCGCGAAAUCCUGGACAUCAUGAAGAAGCACCCCUAA
This is a messenger RNA of Melospiza georgiana, 1182 nucleotides long. RefSeq names its product lipase member K-like. Gene Ontology annotation, molecular function: hydrolase activity, acting on ester bonds. The coding region runs from base 1 to 1182 and encodes 393 amino acids. Gene Ontology annotation, biological process: lipid metabolic process. The transcript has 9 exons. Lineage: Eukaryota; Metazoa; Chordata; Aves; Passeriformes; Passerellidae. The record is from RefSeq and is a predicted model, not a curated record.